Trichoderma citrinoviride is the source of this 819-nucleotide messenger RNA. RefSeq names its product BIG1-domain-containing protein. Gene Ontology annotation, cellular component: endoplasmic reticulum membrane. Lineage: Eukaryota; Fungi; Ascomycota; Sordariomycetes; Hypocreales; Hypocreaceae. Bases 1 to 819 code for a protein of 272 amino acids. Gene Ontology annotation, biological process: (1->6)-beta-D-glucan biosynthetic process; fungal-type cell wall biogenesis. The record is from RefSeq and is a predicted model, not a curated record. The transcript has 4 exons.
AUGCAUUUCCAGACGGUUGCGAGCCUUUUGGCGCUGUCCGGCGCAGCAAACGCCUUUUACGAUUCGUCGCCAUGGAUCCUGCUGUCCACGUCCCCCUUUGCCAAAGCGCCCAGCGCAGACCAGAUCCAGACCAGCUCCUCAGUACUGGGCUUUACCCGAGACGCCCUGUCGACGUGCCCAACCGAUCGCUACCUCAUUGUGUCCCAGCCUGGCUUGAACACGGAGGACAUCCGGAGAUCCAAUGGCUGUGCACUGCCGCACCUGUGCCAGGCCGUCGACGAUGGGCGAAUCAAGGGCAAGGCCGUUGUGUCCGAAGUCGUCGGGGACCUCGCAGAUGCAGACCUGUCGGACUACAUCAAGUCGGUCUGCGCCAAGGAGAACAAGGCGGUUACUGUGGACCAAGUCCAGCUGCCUCCCCUGUCUUUGGAAGACAGAGCUGGCGCAUGGGCUGCCAACGACGACAUACUCGCGCACAGCCUCGACAAGGCCACGGCGGGCGACAGCUACACGUUCAUCUUCUUCUCGACUGCGGGCGAGCCAACCUACGAAGCCGAGUUUGAGGAAGCCGUCCGCAUGGAGUUGAAGAGGGAUGUCGACAACACACAGAAGCCGCAGUCGAAAAACGAGACUGAAUGGGAUAAGCUCCCCAUAUUCGAAAAGUACCAAUUCUUCACCCCUGGCAUUUUCAUGGCGCUCAUCACGGCGGUUGUUUUGCUUUCUAUCCUCAGCGUUGGACUCCGAGCACUCGGGAGUCUGGAGGUGUCGUACGGUGCCUUUGAGAAGGACAUGGGUCCCGCCGCCCAGAAGAAGAACCAGUAG